AUGUAUAUAGUUCUUCAAAAAACAGAUAAAUCUAAAGUUUUUCAUUUAGGUAAAUUACAAGAUUAUCACAAAAAAUCCAAAGAAUAUAUGGAAAAAACUGAAGCAUAUGAAUGUUUACAUCAAAAUAAUCCAUUAUCAAAUUUAAUUGAACGUACAAAUAAAUAUCUAUUAAACCUAAGAUUAACUAAGUGGAUUACACAGAAACAAUAUGAACAAUUAGGCAUUAAAUCAAACGAAGUGGAAGUAGCUCAUCUUUAUUAUUUACCAAAAGCUCAUAAACCGGGCCCUCCACUUCAUCCAAUUAUUUCUGGUUUCAAACAUCCAACUAUAAAAAUAUCAAAGUUUCUCGAUGAAUUACUUCGACCACUAUUUAAUAAAAUGGCAUCAAAUAUAACUGUUACUUCUAGAACUGAACUUAUUAAACAGUUACAUCAAUGA
Messenger RNA from Rotaria sp. Silwood1, 438 nucleotides. Lineage: Eukaryota; Metazoa; Rotifera; Eurotatoria; Philodinida; Philodinidae. The record is from the annotation of a GenBank genome assembly.